AUGCCUGCGGUAAAGACUAACGAUCAAGGGUCGAUUAAGGACUCUUUGGAACCACACGAUACAUCUGACUCAGACUAUGACUAUUCCGACGACGAUGAUGAAUAUGAAGUCUCAUUCACCGAGGCAAGACUUAGGAAUAUCAAGUCUAUCGUACAUACAUCAAGGCGAAUACGCUUACCCAAACGAUCACAUAGACUAUGGAUAAUGUUGUUGAUAAUUGUCUUGUUUAUAUACUCAUUUACUAAUAUGGGGUUUCAGGGAGCAAAGAAUAAUAUUCAAGAAGAUAUAGGAACAUUUUCCGACCCAUUAGAUGAAGCCGAAGGUCAUUUCAUGAGUGAAACAAGGAUAUCGUCUGACAUAGACUCACCUUUUCAAAUUGGAUGUCGGGUACCAGACAUAACUCAGCCAAGGGCGAAUGCGGCCCUCGUGGUAUUAACCAGGAAUUCAGAGGUCAAAAAAGUCAUCAAAUCUAUGAAGUCGAUGGAGAGACAUUUUAACCAGUGGUUUAAUUAUCCAUGGGUUUUCUUGAAUGAUGAGCCAUUCACUGACGAAUUCAAGAAUUCUGUCUUGAAGUAUACGUCUUCCAAAGUAGAGUUUGGCACAAUCCCGGAGAAAGAGUGGAAUUUCAAUGAAGAUAUUGAUAAAGAUGAAUUACACGAGCAUAUUGCCAACCAAGGAGAUAGAAGAAUCAUGUACGGAAAUUCUGAGUCUUAUCAUAAGAUGUGCCGGUUUUUUUCGGGCUAUUUCUACAAACAUGAAUUGGUGAAGAAAAGGGAUUGGUAUUGGAGAGUGGAGCCCGAUGUUGAAUUCUUUUGCGAUUUGACAUACGAUCCCUUUAUUGAAAUGGAAAAGCGCAAUAAGAAGUAUGGCUUCAAUGUUCUUAUUGGUGAAUUGUACUACACUAUUCCGGGGUUAUUUAAAGAGACAAGGGCAUUUAUAAGGAAAAACAACGUUCCAUUGGGUAAUGCAUGGAGCUUGUUUAUCACGGACUAUAAGUACGCAGUAGGUAAAAAUGCUGCCAAGUACGAUGGUUUCAAAUCUAAGUCGGAUAUAUUGCGAGAGAUAGAAAUGAACUUAACGGUCAAGAAGUUCUUAUCAAUGAAGGACAAAACGGAUGAACAAAUCCCCGAGUAUGAUCUGUGGUUACUAGAUGAAGUAAUUUCUAAGUCUAAAAAGCCAGCGUUAUAUGAAGAUAGAAUUGACCUCGAAGAGUACAACAUGUGCCAUUUCUGGUCGAAUUUUGAAAUUGCAAGAACCGACUUGUUUAAUUCCCCAAGAUACGAAGCGUAUUUUGACCAUUUAGAGAAGAGCGGAGGAUUUUAUAAAGAGCGAUGGGGAGAUGCCCCUGUACAUUCACUUGCUAUAGGAAUGUUACUUGACCUCAAGGAUAUACAUUACUUCAGAGACGUUGGCUACAGGCACUCAGGGUUGAGCCAUUGCCCUGGGAACUCGAGAAGAUACCAACUAAAAUAUGAACCAAGCGAAAGGUACUACCAGAAGGAUUUGAGUAAGGACUCGGCAUGGCUUUCGCCAGACAGCCCCCGUUCUAAUGGAAUCGGGUGUAGAUGUAGGUGUCCCAAGACAAAGGAAAUUGAAGAUUCGCUGUCGUCGUGUGUCCGUUCGUGGGCCGAUAUCACCAGUAACAGAUACAUACCUCCCGAACCUGUCGACGUUGAUUUUUGGGAAGAAGAAAUCAAAAACCGUUUAAACAAAUUCCUUGCAACCGGCGGAAUCCUAGGCCAAAACAACAUUGCCGAAAAGUUGCUCAGCUAG
This is a messenger RNA of Debaryomyces hansenii CBS767, 1773 nucleotides long. RefSeq names its product glycosyltransferase family 15 protein. Gene Ontology annotation, biological process: cell wall mannoprotein biosynthetic process; protein N-linked glycosylation. The transcript has a single exon. The record is from RefSeq and is a predicted model, not a curated record. NCBI's taxonomy places the organism in Eukaryota, Fungi, Ascomycota, Pichiomycetes, Serinales, Debaryomycetaceae. Gene Ontology annotation, molecular function: alpha-1,2-mannosyltransferase activity. The coding region runs from base 1 to 1773 and encodes 590 amino acids. Gene Ontology annotation, cellular component: Golgi apparatus; membrane.